Molecule: messenger RNA, 918 nt
Organism: Penicillium samsonianum
Lineage: Eukaryota; Fungi; Ascomycota; Eurotiomycetes; Eurotiales; Aspergillaceae
Product: S-adenosyl-L-methionine-dependent methyltransferase
Exons: 6
Coding region: 1-918 (305 amino acids)
Molecular function (GO): O-methyltransferase activity
Source: RefSeq, a predicted model, not a curated record
AUGAGCGUAAACGCAAUUAAGGGAGCUUCGCACCAGCCUCUCGACACGGUCCUCAGCAACUUCAAUGCUAUUCACACCGAUAGCUUCAAAAGCGAUGGGGAUCGUAGCAAGGCACUCCUGGGCGCGUAUGCUCUAGUAGUCAAAGACCUGCUGCUGUUUGAGAACUGGCAUGAGAGGGGCAAUGCUGCUGCAAAUAGUGAUAACCUAGCCGAUAUGGUCAAGUGCGAGCCUAGACUUCUUGGUCAGUCCUUCAAGCUCCUCAAUCUCGUAUUCUUCGCCAUCUUGCAGCAAAUCAUAUAUUACAAGGACUCACUGGGUAAUUACAAGCCAACGAAAUUCUCGCUGUCUCUGCGCCAGACCGUCUUCGGGGAAUGGAUCAACUUUCUUCUUCUUCAAAACACCCGAUAUGCGAAAGACCAGGAGGGAGACAUGUUCGCAUACUACAAUGAGAAUCCUCGCGAAGGAGCAUCGUUCAAUCAUGUUAUGGGUGGUGUCAUGGCGGACCAGGCCACCUGGCUAGACAUUAUACCACCAGAGAGAUUUUUGGAUGGUGCCGAUCCCAGUCAGCCGCUUGUGGUCGAUGUUGGUGGAAACAUUGGCCAUGACAUUGAGAAAUUUCGACAGAUUCUUGUUUUGCACGACUGGUCUGAUGAGCCAGCAAGCAAGAUUUUGCAAGCACUCCGAGGUGCACUCAGGCGUGGAUACAGCAAGCUUUUGAUUCACGGCCAUGUGGUGCCGGAUACAAUGGCACACCCUCAUUCGACGUCUUACGACUUGAACAUGAUGGUUCCGGUCGCGGGACAGGAAAGAACUGAGACCCAAUGGCGUAGAUUGCUUCACCCAGCAGGAUACAAGGUUGUCCAGGUGUGGCGGUCACCCUUGGCAGCCCAGGCUGUUGUAGAGGCAGAGCUGGCCUAA